UAAGCCUAGGUAGAUUAAUGCUGCGGGACUCUGAAAUGUUUGCCGUAUAAAAGCUCUGUUGAUAAAACAAUGUGUGGUUUCUGUGGAGGAACUCUGAUCUGGCAGAUGGCUACAAAAGUUGCUCCACGUUAAAGACAGCGCGCCACGCUUUGGGCUCAUGUGGCUUAAUGGGAUUUUAGAGUCAAACGAUUUCUAUAUAUGAAAAAAAAAGAGGCUGUUUAAUCUCUCUUGAUUUUUUUUUCCACAAAACUGAGCCCGUCCCAUGGUUUUAGCAUUCGUGGAAAAAAAAAAGGAAGAAAAAAGAAAAGCGGAGCGUCGGCUACGAUCGUCGAACGCUACAGCGCAGGCGGCCUAUCAGCUACGAGAGCCGGAGAGAUGCCCUGUGGACCGUUUCUCUGAGCGCGCUCAGUCAAUUUGACUCACUUCAUCCCGGGCUGCCGUGCACGCCUUCUCCAGAAGCGUUCUCCAAACGAGGACAGACACCAGAGCUGUUCCUCCGCCGCCGCCGCCGCCUGCCGUAGACGCAUCCUCAUUCAGCUUCUCCUCUCCGGAGCCUCAGCUUCCACUCCAGACGAGCGGGGAUCAAACGGCACCUUUUUGGAUCUUCUGGCUCCUCGAGUUCAACUCAGGAGAGGUGCCCCACCACCUGGUUCCCACCAGAUCCCAUCAUGCCUCACUCCUUCCAGCAGAAAAAAGCCCAUCAAAUGCUCCUCCUCUGCCCAGGAGUGAACGGUAUGAGAAAAGAGGGUGAUCCUGUGGUCUGGGCCCACCACAAACAGGCCUUCCAAGAAGUUGAGAAGAUGUCUUGCGCAGCAGACAGCUGCAUACAGUUCACCCGGCACGCCAGCGACGUCCUGCUCAACCUGAACCGUCUGCGCAGCCGAGACAUCCUCACCGAUGUCACCAUCCUGGUCAACAGGCAGCAGUUCCGUGCGCACAAGACCGUCCUCAUGGCUUGCAGUGGACUGUUUUACACCAUCUUCACCGACUCCCACAAGUGCAACCUGAACGCCAUCAGUCUGGACCCGAAGGUGGACCCGGAGGGCUUUGCCAUCCUGCUGGAGUUCAUGUACACGUCCCGUCUGGCGCUGAAGGAAAGCCUGAUCAUGGCCAUCAUGAACACGGCCAUCUACCUGCAGAUGGACCACGUGGUGGACACCUGCCACCGAUUCAUCAAAUCCAGUGACCCAGCAGCCAAGCUGCCCAGAGACGAGUUUUUGGUCAGUCCCUUGGUCUUACCUCCGGACGUCCACGCGUACCGGCCCCACGACGUUGUGGACAGUUUGCACAGUCGCAUGGCUCCRUUCAGGGACGGGAGACCCUACGGCGCCAACAUGUUCGGCGGGGUCAGCACCCCCAGCAACUACCACCUGUAYGGGCAGUUCCCCAUGCCGGGAUUCCCCUUCCCCCUCUGCAAGCUGACCGAYGCCAAAAAUGCUUUCGCCGACCUCUCGAAGAGCGGGCUCCACUACAAGCACUGCGCCCCCCACGACGGCACCGUCAGGGCAGAGUACACCCGGGCGCUGGGCGCCGGCAGCCUCCUCCACUCCUCCGCCUACGCAUCCAGGGAGGCAGGGAGGGACGAGGAGCUGAGGAAGGAGGGCCACGAGGGCGUGGGCCCGCCUAUCGUUCUCAGCUCCAGAAAGCGCGCCUUUCCCGUGUUGACUCUGGAGCAGCAGAAAGACUCAAGCAAAGAGCACGCUGCGCCGGCGGAGGAAGACCUCCUUCAUCAGCACUUCCCGCUGGGGGUCUCCUCCGCGGGGCGUAAGAGUCUCAUGAGCAGCCCCCAGAGCCCCCUGAAAUCAGACUGCCAGCCCAACUCCCCGACAGAGUCCAGCAGCAGCAAGAACGCCGGCCUCGCCCACAUCRGCGGAGCGCUGGCCUCGCAGGGGGCGCCGGACCCCAAAGCUCGCAACUGGAAGAAGUACAAGUUCAUCGUGCUCAACCAGAGCGCCAAGGAGGACGAGGCGGGGCUUCACUCCCCUCAGCGCCUCGGCCUGCAGCCCUACCUUCACCCCGGCGACUCGGAGAACCUCGACCUCCAGGCCACGAGCAAAAGCAGCGAGCACAGCGAGGACCUGCCGGUGCCGCAGGCGAGUCGCCUCAACAACAUCAUCAGCAGCGCGCUCGAGGGGUCCCUGAGGAGCGGCGAAGGCCACCCACCGCACUACCUGAACCGCAUCAGCUGCUCCACCUGCGGCUCCCGGUCCCCGCAGCACUCCGACGUCUGUCCCAACAGCUCCAGGUCCCGGCACUCAGAAGACAUGGCAGAGCUGCACUCGGAGUACUCCGACUCCAGCUGUGAAAACGGGGCAUUCUUCUGCAACGAGUGCGACUCAAAGUUUGCCGACGACGAAGCUCUGAAGCAGCACAUGCUUCAAGUGCACAGCGACAAGCCAUACAAGUGUGACCGCUGCCAGGCCGCCUUCAGGUACAAGGGCAACCUGGCCAGCCACAAAACUGUCCACACAGGAGAGAAGCCGUACCGUUGCAACAUCUGUGGUGCUCAGUUUAACAGACCAGCUAACCUCAAGACUCACACUCGCAUCCACUCAGGAGAGAAGCCAUACAAAUGUGAGACGUGUGGAGCUCGUUUCGUUCAGGUCGCUCACCUUCGCGCUCACGUGUUGAUCCACACCGGAGAGAAACCGUACCCGUGUGAGAUCUGCGGGACGCGCUUCCGCCACCUGCAGACGCUGAAGAGCCACCUGCGCAUCCACACGGGAGAAAAGCCCUACCAUUGUGAAAAAUGCAACUUGCACUUCCGCCACAAGAGUCAGCUCCGGCUGCACCUCCGACAGAAGCACGGCGCCAUCACCAACACCAAGAUCCAGUACCGGAUGUCGACGGCGGACAUGCCCACUGACUUGACRAAGGCGUGCUAGGCUGACGACCCCUGGACCUUUCGCCAUCUCCCGACACUCAAAACGUGUACAAUCAUCCCCAAAAGGAAAAGGGAAAAAAAAAAGAAGUGUAGUGCCACACUGUGUUCAUUCGACAAUUACAGCGGCUGUUUGCCACGCUAAACGGGUUUUCCACUACAUGUGAACGUAGAGGCUGCAAGGCGGCGUCUGAGUCACUUUAUGGUUCAUAUAUAUAUAUAUAUAUUU
Messenger RNA from Austrofundulus limnaeus, 3110 nucleotides. RefSeq names its product BCL6A transcription repressor a (gene bcl6aa). Gene Ontology annotation, cellular component: nucleus. Gene Ontology annotation, biological process: regulation of transcription by RNA polymerase II. Gene Ontology annotation, molecular function: protein binding; DNA-binding transcription factor activity, RNA polymerase II-specific. NCBI's taxonomy places the organism in Eukaryota, Metazoa, Chordata, Actinopteri, Cyprinodontiformes, Rivulidae. The coding region runs from base 669 to 2885 and encodes 738 amino acids. The transcript has 10 exons. The record is from RefSeq and is a predicted model, not a curated record.